AUAAACUGUGUGUGUGAUUGUGUGAAUGUCCAGUUUUGAGUCUCCUCGCAAUUGCCAAACAAUGUUUAGCCCAUCUCGUCUCAAAACCUUACAUCCUCUUCAAGUUUUCUCAGUAAAACCUCCAUCUUCAUCCUUAAGCUUCACGAAAUUCAAAAGCCUCAUGAACACCAUCAUAGUCUCCCACAUGUGCCGAAUCAUUCGUGCACUCUCCAAAGUCAAGACCAUUAUCCUUGGUAUCCUCAAGAACAACCAAGCCAUCCACAACAAAAAACAGAGGAUAAUAUUGGGUUCCUUCAGGCUUCACUAUAACUGGUGCUCUUCCAAGUCUUCCCACGUCUUGCCUGUCCCCGCUCGCGUUUUCGACGGCUUGCCUUCCGGCCAUUCCGGCCAUGAUUCAAGUUGGAGCAGCGCAAUUUCAGAGGCAGAGAAACAAGGCCUGGAUAUUUCUCAUGAUGAUUCAGAAGAGCUAGCAGGAUAUCUUCAGUGGCUGGAGGAGAAAGUUCAAGAUAAAGGUACGAAUAAUGAGCAAAUUAAAGAGGAUAUUGAUAUGCUUGCAGAAAUGUUCAUUGCGAGCUGUCACGAGAAGUUUAGGUUGGAGAAGCAGGAAUCCGACAGGAGGUUUCAAGAAAUGUUGGCCAGGAGCAUGUAAAAAGAAACACAGAAUAAUUAAGAGGUGAUUGGGGUUACUUUUACUUUUUCCCGUUCAAUUUCAGUUUUCUAAUCAGCGUGGGGGGAAGCUUAUCUUCUCACAGUUAUAUCUCUGCCUUUUUCUUUACAUUGUGACUUCCAGAAAGAGGGACAAGGGGUUUGAAGAAUUAUACGUACAGGGUGGGUUUCCUGGGGAAUUGUGUCAUUCUUUGUCGAUAUGGUCAUGGCGGUUUGAAGCUUCAAAACUUGCAGGAUCUUUUUGAAUAUUGAACUGCAGUCUCAAUCUCAAUAUCUCUCUUUCCCCGGAA
Neltuma alba is the source of this 956-nucleotide messenger RNA. RefSeq lists its product as uncharacterized. The transcript has a single exon. Lineage: Eukaryota; Viridiplantae; Streptophyta; Magnoliopsida; Fabales; Fabaceae. The record is from RefSeq and is a predicted model, not a curated record. Bases 26 to 649 code for a protein of 207 amino acids.